Molecule: messenger RNA, 1035 nt
Organism: Arabis nemorensis
Lineage: Eukaryota; Viridiplantae; Streptophyta; Magnoliopsida; Brassicales; Brassicaceae
Source: the annotation of a GenBank genome assembly
AUGGUUCCUUGGGUUUUCUUCCAAGGAAAAGGGCUAAUCGACAUCGUGGAAAAGUUUGUGUUUCCAGUGAAGGCCUUCCCUAAGGAUGAUCCCACUAAGCCUUGCAGGCUCACCUCCUUCUUGGGAUAUAAAGCUGGAAUGACUCACAUUGUUAGAGAGGUCGAAAAACAUGGAUCAAAGCUCCACAAGAGGGAAACUUCUGAGGCUGUGACUGUGAUUGAGACACCUCCAAUGGUGGUUGUUGCUGUGGUAGGGUAUGUGAAAACUCCCCGUGGUCUGCGCACUCUGAGCACUGUGUGGGCUCAGCACUUGAGCAAAGAAGUAAAAAGGAGGUUUUACAAGAACUGGUGCAAAUCCAAGAAGAAGGCUUUCACCAAAUAUGCAUUGAAACAUGAAACUGAAGAAGGUAAAAAAGACAUUCAAAGUCAAUUAGAGAAGAUGAAGAAGUACUGCAAUGUCAUCAGAGUCAAUGGUGGAGAUAUUGCAAAGGAGGUUGACUAUGCUUAUGGUUUAUUCGAGAAGGAAGUCCCUGUUGAUGCGAUCUUUCAGAAAGAUGAGAUGAUUGACAUAAUCGGUGUUACUAAGGGAAAAGGUUAUGAAGGUGUGGUGGCUUGUAUCGGUGCUUGGCAUCCAGCUAGAGCUGGGCAAAACGAGUACCAUCACCGUACUGAGAUGAACAAGAAAGUUUACCGGGUAGGGAAAGUUGGCGAAGAGGCUCACUCAGCGAUGACCGAGUUUGACAGAACCGAGAAGGAUAUUACACCGGUGGGAGGAUUCCAGCACUAUGGGGUAGUGAAGGAAGAUUACUUGAUGAUCAAGGGCUGUUGCGCAGGUCCCAAGAAACAGGUGGUGACGUUGAGGCAGGUAUUGAGGAAGCAGACGACUAGGAUUCCUUUGGAGGAGAUCAAACUUAAGUUCAUUGACACUUCUUCGAGAUAUUGUUGUCCCUGUCGUUUCCGGAACCAGGGACAGGGAUUAUUCAUCAAUCCCGGGGUUCAAGAGACAUUCAAGUUCUAUGGUAGAGUCAAAGCUUAG